AUGAAUUCAAUUGAAAAUCAAAGUUCAGGUGAUUCAUCUCAUUUAUAUAUGAAUUAUCAUCUAACUAAUACUACUAAAGAAGGUAUGCCUAUAUUUUAUCUCGAACCAGGAACUAGUUUAGCAAAUACUAUUGAUGAACAUAAAUCAAAUGAAAUUAUACAACCAGUUUCAUCAAUAUUAAGUCAUACAGAAUCAAAUAACGAUAGUGAAAGACAAUCAUUAAAUGAAUCUGAUAAUUUAAAAUAUAAAACAGAAUUAUGUCGUAAUUUUUCUACUUAUGGUCUUUGUUCGUAUUCAUCUCGUUGUCAAUUUGCUCAUGGUCUUGAAGAAUUACGUUGUCGAACUCGACAUCCAAAAUAUAAAACAGAAUUUUGUCGAAAUUUUCUUUCGGGUUAUUGUAAAUAUGGAUCUCGUUGUCAAUUUUUACAUAAUUUAGACGACUCAAAAGAUGCUCUAUCAUCAAAUGAAUCAUCAACAAUAGUUUAUCCUACAGCUGCUACAAUUGGAGCUUAUUUACUCACAAAUAUGCUUGCUCAAUCAACUACAUUUGGUCUAGGAGAAUCCGUUGUUCAACAAUCAGCUUUAGCUACACUUACAAACUAUCAUAUGAAAUCUAAUCCUUCACUUCUUACUUCAACAUAUCUACCAAAUGAAUCUUCUUUUCGACGAAUACCUAUUCCAUUGAAUUGUGGUAUUGAAAUGCAACAAAAUCCACAUCUUUAUUUAUCUCCGAAUAUUUUUCAUGGAAUUUCAAUACCACAAAAUCAAAAUAAUAAUAAUGAAUAUCAAUUAUCUACAUCAUAUUUACAUAAUCAAACUUUUGAUCAUAAUACAAAAUGA
Molecule: messenger RNA, 840 nt
Organism: Adineta steineri
Lineage: Eukaryota; Metazoa; Rotifera; Eurotatoria; Adinetida; Adinetidae
Source: the annotation of a GenBank genome assembly